AUGGUAAAACGAGUCCUCGUUGGAUAUGGCAUUGAUGUCGAUGCAGUGAGUGGUUGGAUCAACACCUGCUCAGGCGCACCAGCCGGACCAACAGAUGUCUCUCGGGGCAUCUUCGGCGCAACGGUUGGAAUCGAUCGCAUCCUGAAAUUGCUGGACAAGUACGGGAUCAAAGCGACGUGGUUUGUCCCAGGACACUCGGUGGAAUCGUUUCCGGACCAGAUGAAUAAAGUGCGGGAUGGUGGGCAUGAAAUUGGUUUACAUGGAUAUUGCCACGAGUUCGUCGCCACGCUGGGCGAGCAACAGCAGCGCGAUGUGAUGGGGAAGUCAAUUGAUGUCCUCACGAAGUUUACUGGCAAGAAGCCUAGAGGAUGGACUGCGCCUGCAUGGGACACUUCGAAGCAGACGGUAAAAGUUCUCGAGGAGUUUGGCAUCGAAUACGACCAUUCCUUUAUGCACCAUGACUGCCAGCCCUACUACGUCCCAAAUGGCGAAGAAAGGUGGAAAGAAACAAACGUGCAGAAUGAAGCAUCGACCUGGAUGGAGCCCAUGUCAAGGAUAACGCCGAGCAAAAUUGUGGAAAUCCCAGCAAACUGGCACCUGGAUGACUGGCCUCCGUUCGUUGUCAGCUUCAAAGGGCACGCUUCUCAGGGGUAUGUAAGUCCGGACGUGAUUGAGAAUCUGUGGAAGAAGCAGUUUGAUUACUUCUAUCGCGAGUAUGAUACGUUUAUCUUCCCUAUGACUAUCCAUCCGCAGGUUAGUGGCAAGCCGCAGGUGAUCCUGAUGCAUGAGAACAUCAUCGAGUAUAUCAACUCGCAUGAGGGAGUUGAAUGGGUGACGAUGGAGCAGAUGGUGGAUGAAUUCAAGUCUGGGAAGAUUCCUGGGGCUGUUGUGGAAGGAGGAGUUUAA
Molecule: messenger RNA, 906 nt
Organism: Aspergillus puulaauensis
Lineage: Eukaryota; Fungi; Ascomycota; Eurotiomycetes; Eurotiales; Aspergillaceae
Product: polysaccharide deacetylase family protein
Exons: 4
Coding region: 1-906 (301 amino acids)
Biological process (GO): carbohydrate metabolic process
Molecular function (GO): hydrolase activity, acting on carbon-nitrogen (but not peptide) bonds
Source: RefSeq, a predicted model, not a curated record